Brassica oleracea var. oleracea is the source of this 2341-nucleotide messenger RNA. RefSeq lists its product as uncharacterized. The coding region runs from base 717 to 1550 and encodes 277 amino acids. The record is from RefSeq and is a predicted model, not a curated record. The transcript has 3 exons. NCBI's taxonomy places the organism in Eukaryota, Viridiplantae, Streptophyta, Magnoliopsida, Brassicales, Brassicaceae.
UAGCAAAAGUGAUUACAUGAUCAACUUUAGAAUAAAACCCCUAAGUGUUGAAAACCCAUUAAGGACCCAUAACCCACAGUGAAGUAGAAGCCCUACCCUUAGCAAUCGUAAUUAGGAGAAGCCCAAGGUUGAGAACCGAACGGACGAGAUCAGGAAACCCUCGUCUUAGACGAGAACCAUCGAAAGCUGAACUGAGAAGAGGAUCACGGGAAAAGAGAGAACCAGUACUGCAUCAGAUCACUGGCAAGGCUGUUGUUAUCUGGCCUCAUGGCGGAGAUUCUAUUUUUAAUAAUGGUGGAAGUUUUUGCAACAAUCUGAUCAGGGGAGCGAUGGAUACCGCGAUGAAGCCUUUCAUUCCUCUCCCACCACAGAUUGUAGAUCACUGCUUGCCAAGUAAGGAUGGAAUCCGUUUGGAGAUUCCAAGCUAGGAGACGGUCUCUCGUUCAACUGCAUCAGUCACGCCUGAGAUUUGUGUUUGGGUAUGCCAGAUUAGAGGGUACCAGGGGACAGAAGGAAGAGGCUCCAGGAGAGAAUGAUAAAUGAGAGAGCUUGAGAAUGUUUGUUGUGAUCUGCCGUUGAUCAUCCACUGGGGAAAGCUUGGUGAGUCAUAUAAGUUGAUCGUUGUCAGAUGAGUCAAGAGUUCCUCCUUUCGAUUAGACCGAGAUGAUUGUAGCGCCCAUGUACCAUUCCUCCAGAGCUCAGAGACUGUAGAAGAAAUGGGGAUUCCUGUUUGCCUUGGUCCCAAAGGACCUAUGAAGUUGAUGAGUUGGCCAUACUUCGUCCAAGGAUCAUACCAGAAGUUAAGAUCAUCGCCAUUUCCUGGAUCAAUCAAGGUCCAUUGGAUCGCUAUUUGUCUGACAGCAAGGAUCUGCUUGAACAACCAUCAGCCAGAGGAGUUUGAUAGUACAAGUUGUGUUCCAGAGCUCGAGAUUCCUAAGGCCGAAACCUCCACCACGCUUCGGUUGAGUAACCUUGUCCCAUGCGACUCUAGCAACAUAUUUACCCUCAAGUGUACCUUUCCACAUAAAAGCGUUACACAUUUUAUCAAUAGCGUGGAUGACUUCUUUAGGAGAGGCUCACAGUUGGCAGUCGAUAACUUUCUUGAGUUAAGUGGGAGGCCAAGAUAUCGAAUGGGGAGGGAACCGACGGGGAUACCAGUAGUGGAGACAAUGGAGGUUGUUUCUUCUUCAGAUAAUCCACUUGGGAAGAAACAUGCUUUUUCUACGCUGAUGGCUAGCCCGGAGAAAGCUUUAAAUUCAUCAAGGACUUGGAGAACUCCCUGGACUGAGUUAGAAGAGCCAUCAGUGAAUAUGAGGAUAUCAUCCGCGAAGCAUAAGUGGGUAAGACAUGAAUCUUGGCAGUUGGGGGUGAUAACCAAACCGGCCUGCUUGAGCUGCUUGGUCCAAUCUUUGGGAAAGAAUAUUCAUUACUAUUCCAAACAGGUACGGGGAGAGAGGGUCGCCCUGGCGCAGUCCUCUGGUGCCAUUGAAAAAUCCAUGGAGCCUCCCAUUGAUGUCAACAGAGAAGGAAGGUGUAGAAUAACAGGUUGAGAGCCACCGAAUAUACAAGUUUGGCAGGUUGAGCGCUUGGAGACAGGCUGUUAGGAAGUCCCAUCUUACCGAGUCGAAGGCCUUGGCUAUGUCAAUUUUUAAGGUCAGCUUCUUCUGUCCUCUAUUAUUGUGAUACCCUGACACUAUCUCUGCCGCAAGUAAGCAGUUUUCCAUUAGCAAACGACCUCUGAUGAAGGCUGUCUGGUUAGGAAGGAUAAUAGAAGGGAGCAAGGGCUUUAGGCGGCCUACCAAGAGCUUAGAAAUGACCUUGUAGAGGGUAAUUCAGCAUAAAUCAAUUACAAUACAAUUGUUUCCACACACCACUAACAUAAUAUAUUCUAUGAUUACCAUGGACAGAGCAAGGACAAUACAUUUACAUGUUUGCAAAGUGUUUUCCUGAUUUGAGGCAAUCGCCAUGAAUUGCUUAAGAUUUUCUAAAGACUUUUCUAUAACAUAAUAUGUCCUUGUAAAUAUGACGAUUUUUGUAGAAAAAUCACUGGUUAAGAAAUAUUUUUACAACAGUUACAAUUCUGUCAAUAAUUUUAAAGUUGAAAAAGUAAUAAAAAUUCCAUCCGACAUUUCCAAAUAAAUAAUCCGACAAGAUGUUUUGUGAUAGAAAUUCCGACAACAUGUGUUCUUAUGAAAUUUAUAAAAAUUUUGGACGAUUUUUUUUUUUUUUUUGAAAAUUUUGUCAUAAUUUGAUUUUGUUUUUGUAGUCUUUGAUUCAAACCCAUACAAUAACUUGAUUUCAUUUCGGGAGAGGUUUGAUUUUUUUUUUGUUUUCUGGAUUU